CUCCAUAUGUGGGUUGUGCUUAACCCCUGCGCCACCACAGCCCAACCAGUGUCGUGUAUUUUGUGAUGACCUUAACCAUUUCCUUGGAUUCUGUCUUUUUAGGACCUGAUGUACCAAACGCUAAUGAAAUGGAGCAACGCUCGUGUUCCUGAACUCGAGUGUCUGGAUGAGCGGCUGGUGUGUGUGGCGCUCUCUGGAGCCUCCCUAAACCUCAUCAUGGCCGCCGUAAAAUCAGUGACAAACAUCUCCGCAGUUGUUAGCUUCCUGCCGCUAGCCAACAGGUUGUGCAUCGAGAUGGCUGAAUCCAGAGGAGUAGAGCAGGUGGUGGAGAGGUUUGGACGUUCGCCAGAAGACUGGAAUAGUGAAGUUCAGAGUGUUGAAUCUGUGAAGAGCCUAAAGCAGCGUCUCAAAGACUCAGGCGAAACAAAAAUGGAUCUCGAACACAACACCGAAGACACCAAUGACAAGAAUCCAGCAACAACAAAUGAACCACAACCUCCUUCGUCUGAUUCUCCCGUUAAAACCAAACCUCCCGUCCAAGAAGACACAAAUCUUCCAAACAGUGCUCCAUCGACAGAGGAAUUAACUGCCGAUGGAUCUGGGACAAAGAUGGAGAUUGGUGCGACAGAAAAUGAAAACGUGCUGUCCAACGUUUCAGAAAAACAGCCUGACGUUUGUGGAAAAGCUCAAGAAUCUGCAGUGGUGCCGAGAGACAAAACCGAGACCGAGGACAAGAAGCAACAAGCAAAAACUGAUAAGAGUGAAAAUGCUGCUAAAUCUAAAGUUGGAAAGGCUGAAGAUGAAAAGCCUCCACCUGCUAAACCAACGAAGACUCUGAUAUCAACCCCCACGGUUAAGCCGUGUAAACCUUUAACUAAUCCUCAAACCGCUGUGAAGGCGCCGUCACAGCUCCAGAAACGCAUAAACCCAAAACCAACGUCGUCUGCUGAAAACCCGGAGACCAAAACUGACAUUUCAGGAAACUCGGGUAGUUCUGCUGCUGUGAAGAAUCCUGCAUCUAAAGUUCCAGCAGCUUCAGCUGAAAUUGACCCAAACACGAAAUCCUCGACAACGGCAGCAAAGUCGGAGCCACUUGGAGCAGCGGCGGCGGCAGCGGCGAUGUCGACCCAAUCGUUUCCUUUGACCCCCGGAGAGAAGCUGCACCAUUUCCUGCCGCCAUUUAAACUCAGUCAGCUUGACAUAAACACCAUCUUGUCUCCAACGAUCUUCUCUCUCCACAUCACCCUGGUCGUCACCAACCUGCCUCGGUGGUUCGACGGCUCCUACGCCGAAACCGAAAUCAUCAACGUCCUUCAGAAGUGUGGAGUUCAGUGCGACGAAAAUGAAAUCUUCGUCGUUCCCCAGUCGCAAAUGGCUUUCCUCAUCAUGCCGAGGGCGGCGGAGGUGCAGCAUUUGUUCAGAGCGACGCCAUGGAGGGAGCUUUUCUUCAAAGGACGAAGACUUGGAUUUCAUGUUGUCACCAGCUCCACACCAAUGACUCUGUUUCGGUUUUAUCGAUAUUUGAUGUCUUUUACCGAUUUUCCGACAUGUCGGAUGAAAUUGGACACAAAAAACGUGCUUUACUUCCCCAACAUUUCAGCAAGUGAAGCCAGAGACCUGAGGGACGCGCUGAGGAAAAUCGGCAGCUUUGUAAACUACCUGCCUCUGCUCAACAGGGUUUUUGUUCACUGUGAAACCCCGGAGGACGCCGAUCGACUCGAAGCUUGGUACAGCUACUGGAGAUGGAGCCGAUCGCACGGCGCUCAGCAGACGGCGCUCAGCGGAUCAGCUCAUGCUUUGCAAAUCUGGGAGAAUAUCUCGAUUGAAACCGGCGUCCCGCGAACAGCAGGCGCCGUUCCAGAGGGAACCAAGGCGCCUUUUUGGAUGACCGUGAAGGAAAGUCCUUAUGUUGUUCACACUGCGUCUCCUUUCUUCAAGGUCCCAGCUUUUCAGACAGUCGACAGGAAGACCUGUGCCAGGAUUUCUGAGCGAGAUUUAAAGUUUGCAGGCAUCAUGUUGACCGGUUUACCAAACGGAAGCUACACACACGAGGAGGUGGCUAUGCUUGUGUGGAGGCAUUUUCCCAAACAGGACCUUCACACACUGUACAACAAUGUUGUGGUUUUACCGCUGCAGAGGAGGGCUUUUGUGAUUUUCAGCAGCAGCUGUGCUUGCAUAAGAUUUCUUAGAGAUCGAAACAGGAAACGAGUUUAUUUCAAAGGCUUCAUUCCAAACAUCCAUUUGCUGUUGGAGGAUCUCGGCCUUGGGUCCAGUGAGGAAUCCAUGUUCAGAGCUUUGAUGAAAUGGAGCAAUAUUCAUGUUCCAGACCUGACGUCUUUGGGGGAGCGGCUGCUCGUCGUGGAGGCUUCAGGGACAAACGAGCAUGUCACCAUGAUGGUUAUGAAAGAAGUGGCAAGCAUCGCUACUUUUGCUAGCUUCCUGCCGCUUUCCAACAGGAUUUACGUUGAGAUGGCCGAGUCCAGCGGGGUCAGAAAAGUGGUGGAGAAGUUGUCUGUUCGCAAAUUAUCUCAACAGCAUGAAGCUUGGAAGCUGGUUGGACGUGUUGAAAGUUUGUUGAGCCGAAAAGAGCGACUGAAGGACUGUGAGAAAAUUGGAGUGAACCUUGAACUCGGCACCAUGAGUGUCAAGCCUGAGGUCGCACCACUGAAGACGGUGGACAAGAAAUCUGCAACAUGCGAUCCUCUGCCAGAGAGAAGCCUGACCACAUCUCACAGAGGAACAGGAUUCCUUCAGAUUUCCAGUGGAAGCAGCAGCAGCUUUAAAAGUUCCUCUUCCUCCAAGCCAACCACAAAAGAAAUGAAAAUCUUUCAUUCAUCGUCUGCAACUAGAGAUAUCCCGAAGUCUAAUAAAGACGACAGGAGCUCUGCCUCAUCAACUGGAAAAAGCAGCUUGAAGCCUAGCGCCACGUCUUUGUCGUUAAAAACACAAAAAGACGCACCUGAGUCUAUGAAACCCCAAACUAAUCAGUCAUCUUCUGCAGGCAGCAGUGAAAUCUUUCCUUCCUCUUCGUCAAAGACUUUUAAGUCUUUAGCAUCUUUAAAUGACAAAGAUCAGCAGAGCAAGAGAGAUGCUCCUCUCAGAGCAUCUCAAACAUCAUCCACAUCCUCAACUCGAAGCACCAGUUCAGCUGCAACAUCUGCAGAAACUCACCAGCCGGAUAAACAUGGAGCUGCACCUACUGCUGCCGCAGUGGCAAAGGCUGACCACAAGGUGUCAGCAGAGAGCGGCACUGCAAAAUCUCAGUUGGGCCCAAGAGUGGCAACGUCAAAUUUGAACCAAGACUGUUUUAAAGCUGAAACACUCAAAGAGGGAACUGAAAGCAAAGAAAAACAGAAGAAUAAUGUGAGGAGUCCUGUGAAGGAAGGAAAUUACCCUCUUGAUUCAAAACAUAUUGCUACCAAAGAGCUUUUGGUUGCAGUUAAAGGGGAAAAUCUUCUGGGAAAAGACGAGGAUUCAAAAGUAAAAUUAGACCAGAGGAUGAAAACUUCUAGCGGUGAAAAGGGAGAGACUUUACCAAUAAAACAGGAAAGCUCGGAUAACAAGUAUGAGACAAAAAUAAAAGAAAGCAGUUCAGAAACUGGAGAGAAGACGGUUUGUAAGGACUCUGUUCCUGAUGAAUCUCCCAUACAUACGUUUAUUAGGAAAACUGACAGAGGAGCCAAUCAAGAUGAAACAAAUCAAGACAAACUGGCCACUGUUGUACCAACAAUCAGUCAAUCAGGGAAAGAUGCUCAUGCUGAACAAAAAGAGAUUAGAAAGGAUGGCCUGGGAGCUUCUGUUCAAGAAGAAAAACCUUUGGUCGAAGACGAAGGUUUGGCAGUAAAACCAGACAACAAAACCAGAGAGUCUGAAUCUGAAGAUGGAGAAAAUCGUGCAAAAGUACAGAGUUUGGAUAAACAACCUGAGACGCGAUCAAAAGACAUCAGUGCAGAGAUGAAGACAGAGGAAAUGGUUUGUAAGGACUCUGUUCAACAUAAAUCUGGCUUAAGAAGAUCUUUCAGACUAACUACUAGAUUAGCCAAUCAAGACGAAACAAAUGAAAACAAAGCAGCCAGAGGAGGAAAACUAACUCAGACCGACUCUUCGGUUGAAAGAAAAGAAGAUAAGACUCCAGCAAGAAGGAGAAAAACCUCUGCCGGGUAUUGUCUACAACAAAAUGAAGAGAAAGUGUCUCCUAAAAACGUCACUUCGAUGACUUGCAACUCCAGAGAGACUCAAGAGGAGGAAAAAGAAGCUGCAACGCCCAGAAGAAGAGGUCGACCCAAGAAGAAAGUCAGACCGGAUCCGAGUGAGUAAACAGGGCUCCAUCUGAUAGAAUCACUGAAACAUGAUGAAACCAGGUCAACUUAUUAUCUUCUGCUGCUGUAUAAUGGCUGCUGGAAAAGAUAAGUGUUUUGUUGUUGACUCACCAUCCAGAAACCACUUGGUGCAAAAAAAGGAAUAUCAGUA
This is a messenger RNA of Poecilia reticulata (guppy), 4470 nucleotides long. NCBI's taxonomy places the organism in Eukaryota, Metazoa, Chordata, Actinopteri, Cyprinodontiformes, Poeciliidae. The record is from RefSeq and is a predicted model, not a curated record.